This is a messenger RNA of Lineus longissimus, 1773 nucleotides long. Its product is annotated as monocarboxylate transporter 12-like. The record is from RefSeq and is a predicted model, not a curated record. Gene Ontology annotation, cellular component: membrane. The transcript has 4 exons. Gene Ontology annotation, molecular function: monocarboxylic acid transmembrane transporter activity. Gene Ontology annotation, biological process: transmembrane transport. Lineage: Eukaryota; Metazoa; Nemertea; Pilidiophora; Heteronemertea; Lineidae. The coding region runs from base 118 to 1617 and encodes 499 amino acids.
AAUUCCUUUACAGCAGUACAUGUAACAUCAGGCUUUACGAGAGAUUUAAAUACUAUCAUUUUUCAGUUUUCGUUUCAGUCUUGAAUCGUUAAACUUUCAGUGUCAUCCAAGGGAACCAUGGAAACAAGUACUAUCGACAACGCAAAAAGUCCAGGCCAAAAACUCCGGCGUAGGUCAUCCGUUGUGACGACAACACGGCCGCCAGAUGGAGGGUACGGAUGGGUAGUGUGUGCAGCAAGCUUCUACGCAACGUUCCUGACCGCAGGAACCAUCAUGUGCUAUGGGGUCAUUUAUGUGGAAUUUUUGGACUAUUUUAGAGAGACCAGGACGAAAACGUCAUGGAUAGGCAGCUUAACGUUGAUGUCAUUCUCAUUAGCAGGUCCUCUGUCAAGCGUACUUUCUAUCCGGUUCGGCCACCGAUUUGCGGUUAUCUUUGGUGGCAUUAUUUCAGCCAUCAGUAUGGCGGUCAGCGCCCUUGCCGAUAGUAUCUAUUUCUUGUAUGCCAGCUUCGGGAUAUUUGGUGGUCUAGGCAUGGGUCUGGCGUUGACUCCUACCAUAUCCCUGGUGGCACUUUACUUCGACAGGAGGAGGUCCACAGCAAUCGCCAUUGCCUUCUCCGGCGGAGGAAUCUCAUACCUCGUGUUUCCGCCCAUGAUGGACAUUUGCAUGGACGCCAUAACAUGGAGGGGCGUCAUGUUUGUAUUAGCGGCAUUAUGGAUGCAAUGCUGCAUAUGUGGCGCUUUGCUUCGCCCUCUAACGGUACGAGAAGAUAUCUUCAUGGCUCGACGAAUGUCGAGGUUUUCAAUUUCGGAUAAAGUAACAGAGCGGCGAAUGUCGAGAUUUUCAAUUACAUCGGAUAAAGUAGCAGAGCGGCGAAUAUCGAGAUUUUCAAUUAUUUCGGAUAAAAUAGGCGAAAAUGAAGGAAUAGAGGAAAUAGAAGCGCCCCCUGGUGCAUGUGAUGUAGUUUUGUUUAGAAACUGGCGAUUCUGGAUGUAUCUGCUUCAGGAAUUCCUCUGGCGUAUUGACUUCAUGAACUUUCCUUCCAUCCUGCCAGAUUUUGCCAUAUUGAAUGGCUACAACAAGAUGCAAAGCGGGCUCCUGCUGACGAUAUUCGGUUGCACGGUCGUUCCAUCAAGGUUGUUAGGGGGGUGGGCGGUAGACCGGACUAAAGCCAACCCGUUUUUCCUGCAAAUUAUUUUGAUCGCAGGCAUAGGUGCGAUGAACAUUAUCAUGCCUUUUACGGGAUCUUCAUACAUCGCCAUGGCGGUGGUAUGUGGUACCAGAGGGGCUUUCAUUGGAUUCCUGCCAGUGAUAGGUCCCAGUAUUCUAGUCCAUCUCUUCACUAAGGAGUGUAUGACCAGCUCACUUGGAUACGCCACGUUGGCUUGUGGCGCUGGGGAACUGAUUGCGCCACCUAUUGGAGGGGUAAUCUACGACCAAACUGGUAACUACAUGUACGCCUACCUGACGUGUGCCUUCAUCUCCUUCCUGGCGGCCGUGGUUGCUCUUGUCCUCUUCCUUGACACAAAGAAAAAACACAAACUCGACCGAGUUAGGGUACAGGGGGAAAAUGCUAAUGUGUCGGAGUUGGAAGGGUUGAAGAACAGUACCGUUUGAGGGUUAAUAGUCUCAGAUUGACCGGAGUCCGCAACAGAUUUGGGCAGGUUUGUCCAGUUCGACUAAAACACGUGGCACUUGACUAAAACAAUGGUACCGGGUAGGCCUGCAUGGCUACCGACAGUUUAUAUUACCCCAAAAGGGCGACAGAAUGAA